Molecule: messenger RNA, 6633 nt
Organism: Felis catus (domestic cat)
Lineage: Eukaryota; Metazoa; Chordata; Mammalia; Carnivora; Felidae
Gene: PANK1
Product: pantothenate kinase 1
Exons: 7
Coding region: 3599-5215 (538 amino acids)
Biological process (GO): coenzyme A biosynthetic process
Cellular component (GO): cytosol; nucleus
Molecular function (GO): pantothenate kinase activity; ATP binding
Source: RefSeq, a predicted model, not a curated record
AAAUCAGAUGCUCAACUGACUGGGCCACCAGGCACCCAUAAUCUCGUUUUUUGAAAAGUUUUUUUCUACUGUUUUACUUCUUUAAGAAAUAUUUAUCAUCACCAUCAUCACCAUUGCAGAUUCCUGUGCUCCAAACCUACUAAAUCAGUCCAUGGACCUGGGUGAAGAAUUUGCUCUUAAAAAAAUCUGCUAGAUUACUGGUCAUGUUCUGUUUCUUGAUCAGGUGCUAAUUACACACAGUGUUUAUUUGUGUGGAAUUCACUGAGUUCUGCCCUUAGAUUAUGUAUACAUUUCUGUAUGUAUGUUACAUUCAAUGAAGAGUUAAAAAGUAAACACUCCCCAGGCUAUUUUUAUAGCACUGAUGGAGAAGCACUGACUUCUCUCUUGCUAUUGAGUUGUAAGCUUUUAGAGGGUAGUGAGGGUAUCUAUGCUGUCUCUGUAUUCCCACCAUCUGUUUUAGUGCCUACAGUAUAGUACACACUUAAUGAAUGACUAGUAAAUAAAUGAAUGAAUGAACAAAGGGAGAGAAGUGGCUUGAGGGUUCCUUCCUCCCUCACUCUUUUCUAAACAUUGUUCCAUGCCCCUGCUGGAGCACGUGAGAGCUCCUACCUCGGAGUUAAACUUCCCAGAUAUAUCUCCCCUGAAUAAUCCUGUGAGAUGCCACCUGACUUCCUCUCUACCCCACAUGCUUGGUGUGACUGAUCCAGGGCACCAGCCUGACAAGGGCGGGAGAAAGGAAGCAGGUGGAGGACGUUCUGUCCCCAGUACCAGUACUUCUGCCCUGCCUGGGUCUGAGCCACCUGGCUCAGGCGUUCCUCAACAUGCCUGGGAAUCAAGCUGGAGAGAGCAUGUCCUUGGAGAUACUGCAUUGCUAAAGCUCCUACUUGCACCUCUGAUAUAAACUGCUUCCUAAAUUACUCAGCUUAAGUUAUGUGGGAAUUUGAAAAUCUUUGAAUAUUUAGGAGUAGCAAUAGAGAUUUUUUAGCACAUUUACAGCAGAAAGUGAGAGACACCCUGGGUGAAAUAUCAUGUAAGUCAUUUAUUCAGUCACAGGUAAUUACCAAAAGUUUCCUAGGGAUACAACGAUGAACAGAGUCAUCUGCCUUAAUGGAGAUCACAGUGUGUGUUUGGGGGGCGGGGUGCCGGGGGAGGGGGUGAGACAAAUACUAAUAUUGAAAGAGGACUUCAACUACCUCUUUCAAUAUUACUAUUUUGACCUCAAACUUAUUUAUUGAUUAAUUUCUUCUUUCCAGCUUAUCUCUUAACCUCAGGCAAAAUACCCUGUGGGCAAAGCAUCCCCUAAUGAGAACCAAAACUACCCACUCAAGCAAUAAGAACCACCCUGAGCCAGCAAGACCCUGCUUGACUGACCCCAAGACAAUGAUCAACCUCACCUUGACUGCCCAGCUGCAUGUACCCACUGAACUUUGCCCCCUGUUUUCCUUAUAUAAACCUGGAAGUACUGUCAGCACUUUUGAGACAGUCUUUGACAUGUUAGUCUGCUUUCUGGUAUUGGCCUCACCGAAAUCAAUUCCUUUCUUGUUUCCCCACUACUUGUCUCUUUGCCUUUUGGAUUUUGUCAGUGGCAAGUAGCUGAACCUGGUCUGUUUGGGACCCUCACAGCCAGGGGCUCCUGCACCCCUGUGCCCUGGCUACAAUAUCUAGAUUUUUCAGAGCAGUUAUGAUGUGCUGGGUGCUUCACACAUAUUAGUUAAUUUCAUCAUUGUAACGACUUAGUUGAUGUCCUAUUAAUAUCCCCACUGACACAUAAGGGAACAGAUGCAUCGUAGAGUUACAAACUGAUAGAGUAAGGAAGAUACGGUGUAGGGAGUAGGAAAACCUGAUCUAGUCCCAAGGGUCAGGGAAAGUUUCUCUAAAUAUAAGAGGUUGAAGCAGAGAUCUGAGGAUUGAGUCCAAAUCUAGUGGACAAAGAGGUCUGGGGGAAGGGGAUUUCAGCCAAUGGAAAUAACAGAUGCAAAGGGAAAAUAAAUUGUUUGAGGCACUGGCAGGCUGCCCUAUAGCAGGAGCACAGGGAGCUGGAGAUGAGGCAGGAGAGGUAGGGGCCACAGCCCCAAGUUUUGUUUUGUUUUUUUCCUCUGUGUCUCAAAUAGUAUGAUAAAGUCAGGGAUAGAAGAUUUAGGAAUUCGCCCUGAUUUUGCUCUUAACAACCUCAGCCAUCUCUCUGUGGCUGUUUCCUUAUCUGGAAAAAUGAGUGGGCAGACCAGAGUUCUCAAGGGCCCCUAUGGUUCCCAAGCUGUGGUUCUGGGUAGGGCGCUCCUGGAAGAAAUUGCCAAUUCAAGGCACAGGCCCUGGCUGCUGCUGAACGCACUGAGGCCCAGGGGCUUGGCAACCCAGUGGCCCAGGCAGCACUUGCUGGCCUCUGAGUCCUCUGUAGGUUAGGUAAAUACAAAUGAUGGAGAACAUCACAUAUAAUAAAUCACACAGUAAAUAUGGCUGUGAACAUGGUUUGUUCCUCUCACUCGACAUGGGUGAACUGCUAAUAAUGUAGUAAAGAUUACCACCUGUUUGAAGCAUUUCCUGUGUGCCAGGAUUGUUCCAGUUACUUUAGAUAGAUUUCUCACAACAGCUCCUUGUUAGAUUCAAAAGCUGAAGCCUCAAGGGAUUACAUAACUUUGGUAAAGUCCUCAGCACCCAAAUUUGCCCUGCCUACGGAGCAUGUCCAGUCCUGUUUCCUAUUGCCAGGUGUGCUCACUUGAGCAAUGACUCUCUCUGGGUUUGCUCAGGUGGCCGAGUUGGAAUCUGAACCCAGCUCAGACUCCAAAGGUUAUGGUGUUGACCACCGGGCCAUACUGCCUUCCCUUCUUAAAACACAGGCAACUCCUUAUUCUAUAAAUAGGAUCACUUUGUCUCUUGAAGUCCUUUCUGGGUGAGGAAAGUGCUUUUUAUAGCUUGGGACUGCUUCUGCUUUCUUGGUCUCUUCCAGCACCUGUUAAUCCUGCAUGCAGCUGUGUCCUUCACUGUCCUUACACUGUAUUCCUAGGUUUCCUCCCUGCAGAAGACAACUCCGGGAAACCACAUGGUGUCUGUAUGUGUGCCAGUAAAGAAAUUUCACUCCCCUCCCUCCCCAAAUCGGCCUACCUUUCUAUAAAUAUUCCCUCUCCUCCCUCCACUCAGGCCUGUGAGUAGUUUGGUCUCUUAACCAAACACACACACACUCACAAAGCAACGAGAGGAGGGGUGUUGGAGGGGACAGCGUGAAUGACCUUGCAAAGGUGUCUAGCUCUCUGGGGACAGGAUUAGCAAACUUGAAACCUCAACAAAUAUUUGUGUGCCUCCGUGUUCCUCCCGAAGCUACCUGCUCCUCUUGCGCCAGCCUCGCUCAGUCCCCUCUCCGCCUCUCCGAGAUACAAAGCUCAACCCGCCCAUCUUUUUGCAAACCCAGAGAACUUCAGUCCCCUAGUUGAAACUCGUCUGUGGCGGUGGCGGGCAGCACUGGGCAUGCUCAGUAGUGGGGACAGGUCUGGAAGGCAAGGAAGCCGCGUUUGAAGUCGCGCGGCCGGGGGAACAGGGGGAGGCGAGCCGUGGGGGCCCCGGCUGGGGGUCCGCGGGGAUCCCCGAUUCCGCGCCCGGAGCUGGCAUGCUCCAGGCUGGCGCGGCGGGGCGGGCGCGCAGGGGGCAGAGCGCGGAGGAGAGGGGGGAGCCGGUGGGAGAAGGGGAGGAGCGCCGGGCUCGCCAUCCCCCGGCGCCGGCUCUGCGGCUGCUGAAUCGGAAACCGCAGGGAGGAUCCGGGGAAAUAAAGACGCCCGAGAAUGACCUCCAGCGAGGCUGCCUGAGCCGGGGCCCGCGCGCCGCCGCACCAGCCUCCGGCAUGGGCGACCGGGGCGGGCGGCCCGAGCACUCGGCCACGCACGCUCCGGGGCCCCCCGCCGACACCGGAGCUGCCGCCGUAAACGGGCUGCUGCACAACGGCUUCCACCCGCCGCCAGUCCAGCCGCUGCUCCUCUGCAGCCGGGGCCCCGCGGGCGGUGGCGACGCGGCACCCCCGCGCCUCCAGCUCUUGCCCGAGCUUCAGCCGCAGCCACCGCCCCCUCAGCACGACUCCCCCGCCAAGAAAUGCCGGCUGCGGAGGAGGAUGGACUCCGGAAGGAAGAACAGGCCGCCCUUCCCGUGGUUUGGGAUGGACAUCGGUGGAACGCUGGUUAAAUUGGUCUACUUUGAGCCAAAGGAUAUUACAGCCGAAGAGGAGCAAGAGGAGGUAGAGAACCUGAAGAGCAUCAGAAAGUAUUUGACUUCUAAUACGGCUUAUGGGAAAACCGGGAUCCGAGACGUCCAUCUAGAACUGAAAAAUCUGACCAUGUGUGGGCGCAAAGGGAACCUGCACUUCAUCCGCUUCCCCAGCUGUGCUAUGCACAGGUUCAUUCAGAUGGGCAGCGAGAAGAACUUCUCCAGCCUCCACACCACGCUCUGUGCCACGGGAGGUGGGGCUUUCAAGUUCGAAAAGGACUUCAGAAUGAUUGCUGACCUGCAGCUCCAUAAACUGGAUGAACUGGACUGUCUGAUUCAGGGCCUGCUUUACGUCGACUCCAUUGGCUUCAAUGGCAAGCCAGAAUGUUACUAUUUUGAAAAUCCCACAAAUCCUGAAUUGUGUCAAAAAAAGCCGUACUGCCUUGAUAACCCAUACCCUAUGUUGCUGGUGAACAUGGGCUCGGGUGUCAGCAUCCUAGCAGUGUACUCCAAGGACAACUAUAAAAGAGUUACAGGGACCAGUCUUGGAGGUGGAACAUUCCUAGGCCUAUGUUGCUUGCUGACUGGUUGUGAGACCUUUGAAGAAGCUCUGGAAAUGGCAGCUAAAGGCGACAGCACCAAUGUUGAUAAGCUGGUGAAGGACAUUUACGGAGGAGACUAUGAACGAUUUGGCCUUCAAGGAUCCGCUGUAGCAUCAAGCUUUGGCAACAUGAUGAGUAAGGAAAAGCGAGAUUCCAUCAGCAAGGAAGACCUCGCCCGAGCCACACUGGUCACCAUCACCAACAACAUUGGCUCCAUUGCUCGGAUGUGUGCGUUGAAUGAGAAUAUUGACAGAGUUGUGUUUGUUGGGAAUUUUCUCAGAAUCAAUAUGAUCUCCAUGAAACUGCUAGCAUAUGCAAUGGAUUUUUGGUCCAAAGGACAGCUAAAAGCUCUGUUUUUGGAACACGAGGGUUAUUUCGGAGCUGUUGGGGCACUGCUGGAACUGUUCAAGAUGACUGAUGACCAGUAGUGAUGACAGUGGAUAGAAGAGCCUUCUGUGAGAACAGAGACCUGAGACCUGUCGCUGGAGAAGGUAGAUGUCGCUAUGGGACGGAAGCCAAGCCAUUAUGGCAGAUGAACCUGCUGGAUUUGUAAAUAAUUUAAAAUCCUUCUAGCUGAUCUUUUACUCUUGGGUUUUGAGCUUAUGAUUCAAAAUGGGGAAUACAAGAGUUUUUUCUGUAUACUGUAUUUUUAAAACACACACACACACACACACACACACACACACACACAUUUGUGCAGAGAGGCCAAACCUAUGAAUUUUAUCCAUUAACCUUGAAAAGUUGUAUGAGGUUUAAGAAGGACCCGAAGUGUAAGUGCUGUUUAUUUUUCUUCUGGGGUUUACUGAUCAGUGUGGUAAUUUUAACUUCAUUUAGUAAUUACUCUAGGAGAUCUUACCUUUACUUAUAUUCAUCAUGACGUUUCAUGAUUUGCUGUUGGUUUCAAAUGAAACUACAAAUCUGGCAUGCUUUACUGUGAACACUAUUUUGUUUGUUUGUUUCUUUACCUUUUUUUUUUUUGUCUUGUUUUUUUCUGUUUGAAUGUCUUAUGGAGAAAGAGAGUCCUUCUCCCUGUUUCUGUCGUCAGAUGACUCCCUCUCCUCUCCAAUACCUUUCUUUACUGUAAUUGUUUGUACCAAUGAAGGGGCUGAUCAGCUCACUAAGAGUGAAGCACGAGAUCGAAAGCGUUCAUGAAUUUUAUGAGUCAGGCAAAAGUUGAAAAUGAUAUACAAUGAAUAUACAGUGUUUUGUUGGAUUUACUUUACGUUAGGUUAUAUUAAAUUGUGUUCUCUGAUGAACUGUCCUCAUUCAUACCCACCAUAUGAGUGGCAGCAAAUCCUUAUGCAGGACAUUGGAACUUCCUGGGUGAAGUCUCCCAGUAGAUUAACCGUUCACAUUGGGAGAUGGGGGAGAAGUCAUGGGUUGACGUGUCAGGUAAUCACACCUAUUUGUUUUGUACACGUAUGUACAUAGGAGCUUUGUAACAAGCCAUCUUAAAUAAUAAUUUUUUGAUUUGAAGUAUUUCAAACUGAAGACUGCAUUUCAAUCUCAGUUUCUAAUAUUAAAAAAAUCAUGGUACUGAUCUAUCUAUACAUAUUUUUUUUCUUUUUUGAAAGAUGUCAUUGGCACCAAUGGGUAACUUUCAAAUGAGAGUCUUGUACAAAUAUUGAAACGCAUGAGGUCUAAUGACUUAGAACUGAUUAAUCCUUUGAACUGAGCAUAUUGUUGAAAGGGAUCUUUGCAGGCACUAUGAUUACUCCGUGGUGAAUCUUUCCUUCUCUGCCUUCUGAGCACCGUCUUUAAUUGCCAUAUCUUCACGUCUUGGAGAACUCGAUGUUAACUGAAGUAUUCACUUGUCUGGUUGAAAUAAAGCCUGUUUCUGUUGUGA